Molecule: messenger RNA, 1344 nt
Organism: Ostrea edulis (European flat oyster)
Lineage: Eukaryota; Metazoa; Mollusca; Bivalvia; Ostreida; Ostreidae
Exons: 6
Coding region: 200-1267 (355 amino acids)
Molecular function (GO): peptidyl-prolyl cis-trans isomerase activity
Source: RefSeq, a predicted model, not a curated record
UAACAGAGAGAACACACGUCGAAGAGGUUGAUACGCAUUUUGUUUUUAUUUGGAGUCCGUCAUUAGUCAGCUGAGGUCAGAUUAGUGACAUUAAGUCUGUCUCUUGUCCAUUUGUGUCUCUCUGACCAUCUUAUUUAUUAUUUACACGUGGGUGUAUUGCUUGAUCCGACUCGGGACAUUUUUUACUAUUUGUGUAAAUAUGGAAGUAACUUUGGUGCCUUUUUUUGUGAUACUUCUAUUGGGAUAUAGCGAAAGCCGCGUUGAAAUUCGAACAACCAAAGUUGGAGACGAUAAAACGAUACCUCGAGAUGGAAAUACUGUUUCUGUGCACUAUACAGGACGGCUGACCGAUUCACGGAUAUUUGACACGUCACGUGGCCGCUCUCCGUUUGAAUUCGUCGUUGGACAAGGGACAGUCAUUAAUGGAUGGGAUGUAAUGGUUCGAUACAUGAGUAAAGGACAGAAGGCUCGAGUCAUUAUAACAUACGAUGAUGCGUACGGAGACACGGGGAUACCCCAAUCAAAUCCACCCAUUCCACCUUUUGCCACUCUGAUAUUUGAUGUGGAAAUAGUUGAUGUGAAGCAAGGAAAUUCUCCAAAUCAAAUGAAUCCUGUCAUACAGAAUACCAUAGCUACCAAUCAGCAACUACAGGGCAACAUUCAAACUGGGCAGAAUGGCAUAUCUAGACAGAUGGGUACCCAACCUGGGCAAACAGCCUUAAAUCUAAAUGCCCAGGCUAACGGAAUAAUUGGACAGACAAACGCAGCAGGAGGACUUGCAACAGCCAAUGGAGUACAGACCGGAAUGGUUGGCGCAUUACCAGGGACGCGGUUUGGCGCUCAGUCUGUGAAUCCAUCAAAUCAACAACAGGCUCCACAAUUUAACCAAGCCAGUUUAAUACAACAGCUAAACGCAGCAGCGACUGCAGCAGGAAUGCAGCAACAGCCUCAGCAAUUCAUUGCGCAACCUGGCUCGCAGACAUUCAACGCAUUGAAUGUUUUACAGUCACAGCAACAACUUCUUGCAGCACAAACACCUCAGCAGUUUGCUUCACACGCAGUUCUCAAACAGCAACCACAGUUUGCACAAUCAGCGGGUAUUCAACAGCAGCAGGUAGCAUCUCAGCAAGUCGGAGCAAAUGGUGGUCAGCCCCGAAGAAUCGGUUUACCUGCAUCAAAUACGAACUUUGCUUCACCCGUCGCACAGAGUGGUUUGGGUACCGGUUUGGCGGCCGGGAACACCCAAUUAAUGACAACAUCCGGAUAGCACUUUGUACAGCAACAUUUAUUAGUUGUUUGUCGACACAACUUUAUUUUGAAAAAAAAAAUAUAUUUUUUGCAAUA